Cladocopium goreaui is the source of this 1094-nucleotide messenger RNA. The record is from the annotation of a GenBank genome assembly. Lineage: Eukaryota; Dinophyceae; Suessiales; Symbiodiniaceae.
AUGCUCUCCAGCGCCUUAUUGGACUUCGUGGAGCACCUGGAGCAUCGCGACUUAGGCUCCGUGGCGGCGCUGGCGUUGCGACGGGUCGUGGGCUCCGGGGACUCGGUGCCGCUGCAGCUGCAGAGCCGGUUCCUGGAGAUGUUCGGUUGGCCCGUUCUGGAGGGCUGUGGCAUCACAGAGAUUGGUGGCUACUACGCCGCCCAGCCGCUGGACCCGCUAGACCGCGAGGGCAAGGCGGGUGCCAUGGGAAGGCCGACGAAGGGGACCCAGGUACGGCUGGUGGAGGACGGAAAGGAUGUGCCCGUGGGCUCCAUCGGGGAGGUGCUUCUGAAGACGCCCUCCCUGCCUCUGGGCUACUGGGAGGAUCCUGAAGCCACCAAGGAACUCUUCCAAGAUGGUUGGCUCCGCACCGGCGACCUGGCGCGCUUCGACCUGGACGGCUUCCUGUGGUUCGUGGCGCGGCGGAAGCUGAUCAUUGUCCGACGGGGCUCCAACCUGGCCCCCGCGGCGGUGGAGCGGUGGCUGCUGGAGCAUCCCAAGGUCAAGGCCGUGGUGGUGGUAGGUGUCCCGGACUCUGCGGAGGGUGAGGUGCCUGUGGCCUGGGUGCUGCCGGGUGAUGAGGCGCCGACGGCAAUGGAGCUGGAGGAGCAUGCAACCAAAGGCCUCGCUUCCUACGAGCAGCCCGUGAGCCGCCUGACCUUGUUGGUUUCGGUCAAACAGAACAGGGCGUCUAUGAUCAGCCACGAGAAGAGCCAGUUCAUAAACUUCCCAAUUGUGUACUUGGUUUGAGAAAUGUCGUUGCUGGCGAUAUUGGUUCCGCAACACAAUGCCGCUGAACAGCGUGGGAAAAUUUGACCGCGCCAAGUUGAAAGACGAAGCGAAAGCGCUGAUGGCGAACCUGGCAGCGACGGCAGGAGCAUGACCUGACCAGCAGCUGACCAGCUGAUCCUUCUUGCAGAGUUGUACAGUGCCAGGAGGCCUCUGUGUUUGGGAUUUGUACAGUUGAAUUUUGUCGGCGAACUGGUCAAACGGUCUGCAGGAGUCAGACCAGGAUUUGUACAGUUGAGGGAUGGCUUUCUUUGCAUCUAUAUUUU